Messenger RNA from Leptomonas pyrrhocoris, 1274 nucleotides. RefSeq lists its product as hypothetical. NCBI's taxonomy places the organism in Eukaryota, Euglenozoa, Kinetoplastea, Trypanosomatida, Trypanosomatidae. The coding region runs from base 66 to 1274 and encodes 402 amino acids. The transcript has a single exon. The record is from RefSeq and is a predicted model, not a curated record.
GAAGACACAGACAUCAACGGAGGAGCUCACUCAUUGACCCCCUCCCCAGCCUCCCUCUCCCAGCAAUGUCGUCAUCUUCGGCUCCCAUCUCGUCCGAGAAAGACAACGCGGUGCAAGCGUGCGACGGCGCUGCAGCGAACCGUGAAGAAGAGGCAUCGGUGAAGAGAAACAGCAACAGCAGCAACAACACAAAAUCAAGCUCGGAUGCAAAACACAAUCGAGCACCGCCGUCGACGAAGACGGCAGCAGCGGCAGCGGCAGGCACUACACGUCGGCGAAUCACCGCAGUUCGACCGUCGCUAUCUGCGGCGGCGCAUCAACGCGCGCAGCUGCUUCAGCUUGCCCGUCGCAGCGCCUCCGUCGCAGCGGCGCUGCUCCUAUCACAACCGCCGCCACCAUCACCGCCGUCGCCGCUGCUGUUGCCGCCUGCGGAAGAGCCUCUCACCUCUACCGUAAUGCGUACCGCAGCUGACGCUCGCAGCGCCCGCUGGAAAGCAAAGCGGGGGGUAUCGGAUGAGCCAGCCGCAUCGACGACCACCGGUCAGCGUGAAGCACCAACGUCGCAGCUUCGCAAAAAGCAGAAGAGGCUCACGGAGAAGACAGCUGCGUCGCAGCGGGCCGGCGUGGAUGGCGAGUGCGGACUGACAGCCCCAUCGGAGUCGUCUCCUCUCGUGACGGCGGCGCCAUGCUCCUACGCGCAGCUGUGGCGAGGUCUGCUGGAGCUGCAGCUUGCACGAGAUACGAACGGCACGGGCCACCCCGACAACCAGCCCGACGCCUCGGCCGUCGCGAAAACAACGGCAGCCAAGAACAACCAGACCAGAGCGGCGAAGUGCAGUCCAACCGGUACCGCAAAAGGUUCAGAAAAGAAGAGUGAAGAGGCGGCGGUGCCGACGCGGCUGGUUGCGUCGCUGUCAACGUUGGCGGAUGAGCUGCAGGUGCUUGAUGAUCACUGGCGCGGUUUUCUGCUCGACCGCGACGCCCUCUCAACGAUGCACGCUGCACCUUAUCCGUUGCUGGCGAGCGUACUUCCUGCGGACCCGUUGUUCGCUGUUGCGUACGCACCCUAUCUGUCGCGUGGGGAGCAGUACACUCUGCGCCGCUACGCGACAAACCCUCGUGCUUCCGCGACGAUGUUGGACCGCACAGGAGCAACGGUGGCGGCACCGGCAAACGUAGAGGCGGUGCCCGUGUCGUCUUCUCCGUCAGCCGCGCCGCAUGGCUGCUCAUACAGCGCAAACGACGAGUCCGUGUUUUGCAUGGACCACGUGUGA